This is a messenger RNA of Ixodes scapularis (black-legged tick), 255 nucleotides long. Its product is annotated as evasin P1124-like. The record is from RefSeq and is a predicted model, not a curated record. The transcript has 3 exons. The coding region runs from base 1 to 255 and encodes 84 amino acids. NCBI's taxonomy places the organism in Eukaryota, Metazoa, Arthropoda, Arachnida, Ixodida, Ixodidae.
AUGGCGUUUAACGUGUGUACCUUUCUUCAACUGGCCGUCUUUGUUGCCAUUGUAUUUAAUGUCAACCUACAUCCAGUUUCUGCUGAAUCCAAUGGACAAAGUUCCUCUUCCAGUUCUGGAAAGUCAAUGAAGCUCGAUUUUUGCGAGACAAACUGUACAGAGAAAGACGGAGUGUGGAGCGAGUGCACUGGCGACUGCUUCUGUGUACAUGUUGGCGACAGCAAAGAAGGCCGCUGCAUGCAUGUGAUUAACUGA